AUGAUGGUUUCGCGUAUUUGGCCUGUACUGAUACUGGGUACCAUUUGGAUUCUCAAUCUCCUCCAGCCAAUUAGGUCAGCAGAGGUUAAAAAUUGCGAACAGGUAUGCAGCGGCGGCGGCGACGGAGGACGGGUCCCGUACCCUUUCGGGUUCUCAUCGGGCUGCCCGAUUCAGCUCAAUUGCUCCGCCGGGGAGAUCCGAAUCGGGGAGUUUCGGGUCCAGAACAUCACCCCCGACGGAGUAAUCGUCGCCGUCCCGGCGAAAUGCAACCGGCCGCUCGAUUCUAUAUCAUCCCUCUUCGGUUCCAACUUCGCACCCGCCUGGCGGACCAGCUUGCUCCUCCAGAACUGCAGCGGCGGCGGCGGACGGACGGGCGGCGGCGGGUGCGUGAUCCCGACGAGCUCGAUCCAGAACCAGCUGAACGUCAGCGGCGGGUGCGAUUCGAGGAGCGACAACGUGACCUGCUUCUCGGCGGAGAACACGGGCGCGGCUGUGCUGAGCUACGGCGACGUGAGCGCGACCCGCUGCAAGUUCGCGUUCACGGCGGUGGCGCUCGGGUCGGGUUCCGAGGACCCGGUGGUGUCGCUGGAGCUCCAGCGAGCCCAGCUGGAGUGGUGGCUCGACGGGAGCUGUGCGGAGAACCGGACCGGUUCCUGCUCCCGGCUCGCCGACUGCCGGGAUGUGAGCCUCGGUGGCGGCGAGGGAAGUAAGUCGGGGUUCCGGUGCCGGUGUCGGGAAGGACUCGUCGGCGACGGGUUUGGCCGCGGUGGUUGCCGGAAAGCUUCCAACUGCAACCCAUCGAAGUACAUGUCCGGGGAAUGUGGAGGAACCACAAGAGUCGGCGUUCUCGUCGGAGGCCUAGUCGCCGGAGCUGCACUAAUGGCAGCGGUAGCCUUCCUCUGCUACUGCCUGCGCCGGCGCUCCACCUUCCUACGACACCGUCAGAGCGCCAAGCGCCUCGUCUCCGAAGCAGCCGGCAACUCCAGCGUCCCCUUCUACGCUUACAAAGACAUCGAGCGAGCCACCAACGGGUUCUCCGACAAGCAGCGCCUCGGCACCGGCGCAUACGGCACCGUCUACUCCGGCAAGCUCCACAACGACGAGUGCGUGGCCAUCAAGAAAAUCCGACACAGGGACACCGACAGCAUCGACCAAGUGAUGAACGAGAUCAAGCUCCUCUCCUCGGUCAGCCACCCGAACCUCGUCCGCCUCCUCGGCUGCUGCAUCGAGUCAGGGGAGCAGAUUCUGGUCUACGAGUUCAUGCCGAAUGGAACCCUCUGUCAGCAUUUGCAGAGGGAGAGAGGGAAGGGACUUCCAUGGCCGAUUCGACUGGCGGUUGCCACCGAAACGGCUAACGCCAUUGCCUAUCUACAUUCUGCAGUCAAUCCGCCAAUCUACCACAGGGACAUCAAAUCCAGCAACAUACUGCUCGACUACAACUUCAAAUCGAAAGUGGCCGAUUUCGGGCUGUCUAGGCUCGGGCUGACGGAGAAUUCCCACGUGUCGACGGCUCCACAGGGGACGCCGGGUUAUCUGGAUCCACAGUAUCAUCAGUACUUCCAUCUCUCAGACAAGAGCGACGUGUACAGCUUCGGAGUCGUGCUGGUGGAGAUCAUCACAGGGUUGAAGGUGGUCGACUUUUCACGACCUCACAGCGAGGUCAACUUGGCAGCCCUUGCCAUAGACAGGAUUGGCAGAGGUGAGGUGGAUGACAUCAUUGACCCUUACCUCGAGCCGCACAGGGACGCGUGGACGCUGUCGUCGAUUCAUAAUGUUGCCGAGCUUGCGUUCAGGUGUCUGGCAUUUCAUCGCGACAUGAGGCCUUCGAUGACCGAGGUGGCUCAGGAGCUGGAGAACAUCAGGCUCAGCGCUUGGAUCGUUCCCGACGUGUACCUUGGAUCGCCAGGGCGUUCCUCGACUUCAUCAGGGGACGACGAGGACGAUGGUAGAAGCGAGAAAUCGCUGGCCACCAAGAAGGCUAGCAUCGAGAGCAAGAGGCUGUUUGUUCCGGAGAGGAACCAGGUGGAGUAUUUGAGUUCACUGGAGGAAGGAGUGAAAGAUAGCUCCCCUGUUUCGGUGCAGGAUCCUUGGUUCAGUGAGCAGAGCUCGCCUUCAUCGAAUAGCUUAUUGGGUAAUGCUCAGUGA
Molecule: messenger RNA, 2145 nt
Organism: Linum trigynum
Lineage: Eukaryota; Viridiplantae; Streptophyta; Magnoliopsida; Malpighiales; Linaceae
Source: the annotation of a GenBank genome assembly